AUGCCCCCUUAUUGCGGCCCAUCCCCUGGACUUCUGCUACAGACCCAAGUGCAAGUUAACAACAAUUCAGAUGAUGAUAUACUUGAAGAAGACGGGUCAACUCUUGCUCCCUCGGCUGUGGACUCAAGUAUGGGCUGGCUUGAAAUUGGUGGAUACCAUACCUAUGUCCACCGUACCAGGCGUACCCGCAGGCUUACACACAGUAAGAUUUCUCAUCAUUUUAAUGGAUUAAUUUCAGCAGCAUAG
Molecule: messenger RNA, 246 nt
Organism: Serpula lacrymans var. lacrymans S7.9
Lineage: Eukaryota; Fungi; Basidiomycota; Agaricomycetes; Boletales; Serpulaceae
Exons: 2
Coding region: 1-246 (81 amino acids)
Source: RefSeq, a predicted model, not a curated record